This is a messenger RNA of Sphaerodactylus townsendi, 1126 nucleotides long. Its product is annotated as cytochrome P450 2J4-like. The record is from RefSeq and is a predicted model, not a curated record. Lineage: Eukaryota; Metazoa; Chordata; Lepidosauria; Squamata; Sphaerodactylidae. The transcript is spliced from 6 exons. Bases 80 to 1126 code for a protein of 348 amino acids. Gene Ontology annotation, biological process: arachidonate metabolic process; xenobiotic metabolic process. Gene Ontology annotation, molecular function: oxidoreductase activity, acting on paired donors, with incorporation or reduction of molecular oxygen, reduced flavin or flavoprotein as one donor, and incorporation of one atom of oxygen; heme binding; iron ion binding. Gene Ontology annotation, cellular component: cytoplasm; intracellular membrane-bounded organelle.
AUGAAGAAAGCAGCGGCCGGUGAAGGAAGAGUUUUCAACGCGCCCAGUGGUGUCAGGCAGAGGAAGAAAAGGCCGGCCAAUGUUGAUUUCUGCGACACUGUUCCUUCUGAUCCUACGCUAUUGGAAAUGGUUCCGGUCACGGAAAUCCUACCCCCCUGGACCUUUUCGGCUACCUAUUGUUGGAGGAAUGUGGCGUUUGGGGGUCAUGCUUUCUAAAGAUACUUUCAUUAAGCUGGCAAGACAAUAUGGAAACGUGUACACUAUAUGGAUCGGACCUGUACCUGCUGUUAUAUUUUCUGGAUUUGAAGCAGUGAAGGAAGGACUCGUAACCUAUUCGGAAUACUUUGUGGAUCGGCCAAUGACGCCUCUCCUGAAAGUUGUAACGGCGGAAAAGGGUAUUGUCUUCUCCAGCGGUCACACCUGGAAGCAGCAGAGGAAGUUUGGGCAGGUGACCAUGCGGAAGCUCGGCCUGGGGAAGAAAGAGCAACAGAUUGCCGAGGAAGCCCAGCAGCUCGUCGAGAUGCUGGCACAAGCAAACGGGCAGCCGAUGGACCCUUCGCUGCCGAUCAAAAAUUCCAUUGCCAAUGUGAUGUGUGCUGUUGCUUUUGGACACCGAUUUUCUGUGGACGAUGAAGAAUUCAUCAAGUUGAUAAAUGCUGUUUCAUACACCAUGGGUUUUUCAGCUAGCUUCUUUCAUGGCCUGUAUGAAAUUCUCCCUUGGCUUAUGAAACACCUUCCGGGGCCUCACCAGACAGCGCUGAGCUGCACAAAAACUGUGCUUUCCUUUGCAAGGAAGGAGAUAGAAAUUCACAAAGAACAGCAGGCGAUGCACGAGCCACAAGAUUACAUUGAUCACUAUCUGUUUCAGAUAGAGAAGCCUUGGGCCCCAGCCUGCAACCGGCGGACGGCCUCCCGGCAAAGCGGGAGGCCGCAGGAGGACGGGAGGCCCAUCGCUGCGCCGACGGGUCCAACGGGCGCCCUGCUCUCCUCUUGGCUGGCGGGGAGGGCGGAGGCCCCACUGGCGGGGAAUGACGCGUCGACCCACCGACAGAGCAACGGAGCGUCGAGGAGCCCUGCCACUGCGGCUGCGAGAGAAAGGCCGCGCCAGGCGAGCGGGGCCAGCUGA